AUGUCAGCUCCAUACGUCUGCACAGGCUGCCGACGCAGUCUCCUAAAUUUUCAAUUGAAGAACGGCGCAUACCGGAAAUAUGCGACGCGACCUUCCUUCGCACCAAAACCCGUCCUCGACCUAAAACACAUUCGACAAGCUCCAGGUCUCUACGAACAGAACUGCGAAGAUCGAAAUUACAAGGCUUUCUCGAAAAACAGCUGGAAGAUCCUUGAACUGCAUGAAAAGACUGCGCAGUUACAGAAAGAGGCGGUUGGGUUGCGGCAGAGGAGUAAUGCUAUUGGUAAAGAGAGACAGCAGAAGCACGAUGGGGAUGGAGGAGAGGGAUGGAGGGGGGAAGCGAAAGAGAUUAAGAAGAAGUUGCAAGACUUUGAGGCGCGGGAAAAAGAGAUGAAGGAAGAGAUGGAGAAAUUGGCAUUAGAGUUGCCGAAUUUGAGUUCUGUUUACACGCCUGUUGGGGAGGAGCCGACGGUGAGAGAAGAGAUUGGAACCAGAAGACCGGAGAAGAGCUCGGGUAAAAGUCAUGUCGAAAUCGGGAAAGAGCUGGAUAUUCUUGACUUUGAAGCAUCAGCUACGACGAGUGGCUGGGGAUGGUACUUCCUCAAAAAUGAGGGUGCCUUGCUCGAACAAGCACUCAUUCAAUAUGCUCUAUCUGUCGCUAUGAAAAGAGGCUGGAAAGUAUUGACGCCUCCGAGUUUGGUAUACGAGCAUAUCGCACAUGCGUGCGGCUUCAUGCCCAGGGAUCAAAACGGUGAGACUCAGAUUUAUGAGAUCUCCGGAGAGGAAGGUCACGAUAAGCCGAAACUUGUCCUCGCUGGCACGGCGGAGAUACCUUUUGCUGGAUCUCAGGCGAACAAAACGCUCAGUGCCAGUGACUUGCCACUCAAAGUGAUUGGACCUAGCAGAUGUUAUCGCGCGGAAGCUGGGGCUAGGGGAGUCGAUACCAAGGGUUUGUAUCGUGUUCAUGAGUUUACGAAGGUUGAGAUGUUUGCUUGGACUGCGCCUCCUCCUUCGCCUGAUGAGGAUCGGUUUGGUAUGGAAGAGGAACGAGAUCAGAGUGAGCAGGUUUUCGAGGAGAUGCUUGAGAUGCAGAAAGAAAUUUUGUCUUCUCUUGGCCUCCAUGCUAAGGUUCUGGAAAUGCCUACCUCCGACCUCGGAGCUUCUGCAACUAGGAAGGUUGAUAUCGAGGCCUACUUCCCUUCUCGACGAAGUAUCAAUGAUGGGUAUGGCGAGGUUACGAGUGUGAGUAUUUGUACCGACUACCAAAGUCGAAGACUAGCUACGCGAUUCAAAGGUCAAGCAGCGAAAUUGGGGUACCCACACACGGUGAAUGGGACUGCUAUGGCUGUUCCGAGAGUUCUGGCUUGUUUGAUUGAGAAUCAUUAUGAUGAGGUCGAGAGGGCUGUGAAGGUUCCGAAUGUGCUGAGGAGGUUUUUGCCUGGGGGGAUGGAGAUGCUGGCUUCAGGCUUCAAUCUCGCCUCCAUCAAUAUCUGCCUCGAACAAGGUCUUCGCAUGAUUGGAGGCACCCAUGUGCGCGAUGACGGUGCAGUAGUGCAGCUUGGUUUCACAAAGUUGAUUGAGGAAGCUGGGUUGAAGUCAUCACCAGACUACGCGAGUGUCACCGGGCUUGACCAUGAGGAGGAUGAGGAUUAUGAAGAUGAAGAUCGUGCUGACGAAGACUACUAUGCUCCUGGAGGCGAUGACAAUGGGGAGUGCUGCUGCGGGACCGUGCAUCCUUGAUCAGCUAUUGGAUUGCGAUUGGAAACAGACCUUCCCAGGUCGAGAUGAGCUGGUAGAGUAUUUUCAACAUGUCGAUAAGGUCUGGGACCUGAGUAAAGAUGUGAGAUACGAUACGCGUGUGACGAGUAUGAAGUGGGAUGAGGAGAGGAAGGGGUGGAGGGUGAGCAUCAAUGAUGGGGAAGCUGAGCUUACGGCUUGGAAUGUUGUGCUUUGUACUGGGUUUGCGAGUAAAAGGUAUACGCCACCUUUCAAGAAUUUGGAGUUGUAUAAGGGCGAGAUUCAUCAUACGGAAAUGGCGAGAGCAUUGCCAAGAAAUGGGAGCAUGGCACGUAUAGCAAUAUGUCGUUGCUUCCUCAGGCCGACAGUUGGUGGCUUCCGGAGUAUAGGAAGGAAGAUGUUGUGGGAUGAGUGUGCCAAUCAAGGCUACAGGGGGUUUGUGCUUUCGAAGUGAAAGUCGUCAUC
This is a messenger RNA of Pseudocercospora fijiensis CIRAD86, 2202 nucleotides long. RefSeq lists its product as uncharacterized. Gene Ontology annotation, biological process: mitochondrial seryl-tRNA aminoacylation. Lineage: Eukaryota; Fungi; Ascomycota; Dothideomycetes; Mycosphaerellales; Mycosphaerellaceae. The coding region runs from base 1 to 1740 and encodes 579 amino acids. Gene Ontology annotation, cellular component: mitochondrion. The record is from RefSeq and is a predicted model, not a curated record. Gene Ontology annotation, molecular function: serine-tRNA ligase activity; ATP binding; tRNA binding. The transcript is spliced from 2 exons.